AUGGCCUCCGGCCAACCUUUCGCGUCGCGUUCGUACGCGGGUACAAAGCUUCCCGAUCGUUCGGCAAACACCAACGCAAUGCCAUUCAGCGCGACCUCAUUCUCGCGGCAUCGCGGUCUCGGUGCGUCCGCCCCAGAAUUCAACGGCGAAGGCCCCAAACAAAACCAACAAGCUGCGCCUGCGCAACAAUCCCAUGCUCCCGCACAGGAUUCCAAUCCUCUCAGCCGGCUGACCGAGGAGCAAAGGGAAGAAAUCAACGAAGCGUUCACCCUCUUCGACCUUGACCGGGAUCGCCACCUUGAUUACCAUGAACUACGCGUCGCCUUCCGCGCCCUCGGCUUCACUCUCGCCAAACAAGAACUCAUCUCCCUCCUCACAACAUACGGUGUGCCCCGCCCCCAAGUCCAACAACAACAAGGCACCGCGGCGCCAAAGGGCAACAUCGCCAACCCUACACACCCCUCCAACCUUCUCAUGCCCUUGUCCUCGUUCCAGGCCGUGACGGCGUUGAAGAUUCUCGAGCGCGAUCCGCGCGACGAGAUCCUUCGUGCGUUUGAGCUUUUCGAUGAGGGCCAGAAGGGCUUUAUCGAUCUUGAGGAUUUGAGGCGUGUUGCGCGUGAGCUGGGGGAGACCGGGUUGGAGGAGGAGGAGUUGAGGGCCAUGAUUGAGGAGUUUGACCUCGAGGGAGUGGGUGGUGUUACUCGGGAGGCCUUUGUGGGCAUUUGUUGGCAGUAG
Messenger RNA from Penicillium maclennaniae, 735 nucleotides. RefSeq names its product putative cell division control protein Cdc31 (gene cdc31). Bases 1 to 735 code for a protein of 244 amino acids. Gene Ontology annotation, cellular component: half bridge of spindle pole body; mitotic spindle pole body. NCBI's taxonomy places the organism in Eukaryota, Fungi, Ascomycota, Eurotiomycetes, Eurotiales, Aspergillaceae. Gene Ontology annotation, biological process: spindle pole body duplication. Gene Ontology annotation, molecular function: calcium ion binding; microtubule binding. The record is from RefSeq and is a predicted model, not a curated record. The transcript is spliced from 2 exons.